Molecule: messenger RNA, 906 nt
Organism: Strongylocentrotus purpuratus (purple sea urchin)
Lineage: Eukaryota; Metazoa; Echinodermata; Echinoidea; Camarodonta; Strongylocentrotidae
Gene: gfer
Product: FAD-linked sulfhydryl oxidase ALR-like
Exons: 3
Coding region: 2-604 (200 amino acids)
Cellular component (GO): mitochondrion
Molecular function (GO): flavin adenine dinucleotide binding; flavin-dependent sulfhydryl oxidase activity
Source: RefSeq, a predicted model, not a curated record
AAUGUUUACUUUCAGUCAAGAACGUAGCUGGCGCAAUAACUUCAAGUGUUUCAUCAUCAGUUUCAAGAUGGCAGCGCCCAUGGAGCACACGAGCAGUACAGCCUCUGAGAAGAAACCGAGUAAGAAAAGGCCUUGUAGAGCAUGUACCGACUUCAGAAGCUUUGCUCAAGAUAAGGGAGUGAUGUUGCCGCCAGGUUUCCCCGUUCCAAAUGGGUCAAACUCACAGGGGGCCACACCAGCCCAAGAUGAAAAACCAGACCGCGAAUGUCCGCUUGACCGAGAGGAGCUUGGUCGUAAUACCUGGUCAUUCUUACACACCACGGCGGCUUACUAUCCUGACCAACCAACCCAGACACAGCAGUCAGAAAUGAGCCAGUUUAUCCAUCUCUUUUCUAAGUUCUACCCAUGUGAGGACUGUUCAGAGGAUCUCAGGGAAAAAUUAAAGACAAACCAUCCAGACACCACUUCAAGGAGCAACCUCUCACAAUGGUUCUGCAGACUUCACAACGAUGUCAGUAGGAGGUUAAGCAAACCAGAGUUUGACUGCUCAAAGAUCGACGAACGAUGGUUGGAUGGCUGGAAGGAUGGGUCAUGUGACUGGUGACAUCAUUGUGACAUCAUCAUAUUUAUGGACCAAUGGAUGUCGAGAAUAUUACUUGUUAUAAAUGAUGUGGCUAUUAUACAAAGAGUACUCUGGAUGGAAUGUGUGUGGGGAUCUGUAAGCAACGGGAUUUGGACAAAGAAUGUGGAUGCAGAAACUGGAUCAAGCCAAUGGUAUAAUCAAGGAGCUUUUUCUUCAAGAGUACCGUAACCGAAGCUGUGACAUCAUAAAAAUCUAUUUUUAGAAUUUCUCAAUUUUUUUUUCAUUUAAAAAAAAAGAGCAUCAAAAAUAAUGUCUGAAUGUCG